CUCGACAACACAGUAAUAUGUAAGCACUGCACUACUACUUGUUAGGAACUUCCCGAUCCUCGUCCUGCUGUUUCAUCUCCACAUGAGAAAUGAGAUCCGAUCAUUUUAUUUUCCCAUCUGAUUUAUCUUUAUGAUUUAGAGAUUUAACCCGGCAAGCAACGAACCAGACGAAUCGAAACUUUCAAAAUGGCGACGAAUCCAGAAUUCGAGUAUGCCCGGGAGCGGCUGGAGCUUGAGUUCGGGAAAGCGGCAGCGACCGUUGGUUGGACGCUCCUGUCGUUCGGAAACGACGCCGCGGAAGGAUUGUCCGUCGGCGAACUGAUGGUCUUCAUGCGACAGCUAACCCAGUACUCCGGUACCUGCCCGACUGGGGAGGAAACGAAGUCCGCUUUGUUACUCACGGAACGCCGGGCCACUUCAGCUCGUCUGAGAUCCCAAAAAGAUCCUAUCAAGAUCCUGGCCGCUGGGCUACUUCGGCGCCCCGAAAUUACGAAUCAGGCCCAAUGUUUUGGCCUUCGCUUUGCCUCCUUUGUAUAGCAAAUUUGCGCGGCCUUUUCUGGGCGUGUCGCAUAGCUGCCGAGCCUAUCCCGAGGGCCGCCCUGUUUGGGAAGCGCGAUUUUUUUUCCCGUUGCGGGGGUAUGUCGGUAUUUUACGGCCACGCAAAACUUGGCGCGGGCCAGCCGCCAGGGAACGCGCCGCCCGCCGCGGCCAGCGUGUCCUUUUGCCCCCCCUUCUGGUGUGCUUCUGUAGUUUUUUCGCGGUAGUCUUGGACAUUGGAAAGGGGGUGGCGCGGAGGUGUUUCGACCGCAGGCAUUCUACCUGCCCAGCAUCCGGGAGCCCGCAGAGAGGCGAUGGCCUUUGGCGCGAUGUGGUGCCAAGUGUUUUGCUUCUUGGGGUCGCGGGGAUCGGCAGGCCAAUCCUGCAGAAAGCAUGUCAAACAAGGGUGGGAGUUUUCUCCCCGCGGCACAAUUUUUGUACUCAGGAGCAUUCUCCAGUGGAAUUCGGCCAGGCACGGGGCCAUUUUCCAGAGUUCAUGGCCGCCAUCUCCAUUUUCAAAAGUUCCGAUCAAGAUCCUGUCCAGAGGACACUUUUUUCGCCGCUUUUCCUGGCCCCUCCCCCGCCUAGAAUCUAUGGAUUUGGCGGCGCAAAAAAGUGGCCAAAAAAGUGUCCUCUGGACAGGAUCUUGAUCGGAACUUUAUCGGAUCUUGAACGGAACUUUUUAGGAACUUUUUUUUGGCCUCUGAAGCUUUCGCCAUACCGCCGUGAUUGGCGACUUUGAACAUUGUUUGAACCUUGGUCGGAUCCUUUGUUCGGGGUUCAAGAAGUGGCCUUUCUACCCUUGAAACACGGGCUGUUUCUUUGAUUCAACAAAUUCAGCGGCUUCGUUUUUGAAUUAAAAAAAAAACUCGCUUUGGGGCUAGUGCGCCGUCUUUUGCUGGACCAUUUCCGACCUGGCCUUGUCCUCGGGCUCGGGUAUAUCUGGCCCAUGGAAGCGAGAUGGACCCUGCGGACGGGGGCAGUUCCGUCCAUUGCCGGGCCCCAGAUUGUUCCGCGUCGCGCCAGGGCUUUUACAACCGCGCGACCACUCGCUCGCCUUUGUUGGGCGUGGUUAUUUGUCACUCCCAGCAAGCUAGCGCCUGUGGCAACGCCCGCGGGGCGUCUGGCCCUUUCUCACAUCUACCAUACCUUCGUGUAACGCGCGUUACACGAGCGGUCUAUGCUUCCCUUUCGUCGGCAGGCUGUCCCUGGAAGCUACAGAGGGGCGGACGCUCCGAAUCUUUCCGACCCCUCCCCCUGGGGUGUCGGGGGUGAUCUUUUCAGGAUCUUCGUGGGUUCUCAGGGCGUCGUCUGUGGCCCGUCGUGCCGCCAGUAACUUUGGUCUCUCUCAUGCAGCACAACAUCGUGCGUGUGGUGGACGACGGGAUGUUUGGCUUGAGUGCAACAUCAACUGCUCUUGCAGGAGGGUCGUCCUCUUCCUCCUCCAGCAGCUCACUUCCACCGAUAAACAAGCCAGCCCGUUUCUACGCGGAUUUGGACUCCGUUUUCUGGCGCGCCCGGUUCCCGGAGUUCGUGAAGGUGAUUCAAAAUGUCGUGAACCCGGCCGCCGCGCGCGUGAUGCGGGAAGUCUUGCACCGCGGGAAGGUUUCGGUAAGUACCAUGGUGGAGCUGUUCUCAUUACCGUAUCAAGGGGGGCAACAAGAAGAACUACAGCCAGAUCUCCUGCUUCAGGGUAACAAGAAAGACAACAAGAGAGGUCGUUCCGGCUCGGCAGCGAGCAAUCCUGCGAUGAAAAAGCUGCAAACGAAGAAAAGACAACGGCAAGAAGACUCGGAGGAGGAGGACGCCCAAAUGUUGCAAACAUCAAAUCAGCACCCCCAGCAGGAACAAGAUACUGCUGCAACUUCCAAAAACAAGAACACGAAAGCGGGGGACAACUUUCCCCGGAUGGAACUAGCGACCCUUCUUCGGCUCGUUGGCGAACUGGAGUCGAGUGGCUGGCUUAUCAAGGCGAAUCCGCUCCGGCGGAAGACGGACAACGAGGUUUUUCGCGAGCAGCUUUUGAAAAUCGCGAGAUUCAACAACGAUGCGAAGGCGGCGGAAAUUUAUCACAGCGCCAACGCAGAAUUGGAGAGUCUGAACCUCUCUCAAACGGUGUACCGAGCCAACCUGCCGCUUCUCAACCGACACGUGGUUUUGUCACAAAUCGAGGAACCGUUAGUAGGUCACAUAGCGAAUAAAUCCGCGAAACUGGUCUUCCGGGCGCUUUUGCGGGCGACAGAAAUCGGAGGUGGUGGGGGUGUGGGUAAGAAGGACACGACAAGUGGUGGUGACAAUCUGCUAGAUCAUCAACUACAGAGUGGUCCGUCCGUGCCGCAGAAGUAUCCGUCUUUGAAGUUGAAAAAACCGAUAACGCCGGGAAUGAUGGGCGGGGGCGGCCAGGGAGGUGGGGCUGUUCCUACCCAGGGGAGAAUCGUCCUGCAGUCACAGUUGAGCGACGACCUCUCAGACGUUUUGACCCCCGAGCAGAUUGCGGAAGGACUUACUUUGCUCCUGAACGAAAGUAUUGAAGACAUAUUUUUUGAGUAGUUCUGCCUCUGCUCUCUUAGUGCUUGUUGUUCUGGCCUAAAAAUCACAUUACCACAAUAAACGGCAAUGCGUUGUUCCUCGUAUUGCGUUGGCGUACGUGCAGUUUUUUGUGCGACGUCAGUAGGAUAGAAUUUUGAAGAUUUGUCAAUUUGUACAAGCACCCACUCGUUUAGCAAAAAUUUAAAUUUGUCGCCUACAACAGCCUCUGGCUUGGUCCAGCGCAUUGCCGCUGGAGAUUUGGACGACAGCAUGCAGAUGCUUUUGUUGAACCAGAGCAUGACGUCGACAGGCUCGAAGUCCAAGCGCGGGCCGAAGUCCAAGAAGCAGAAAACCGCAGCCGCGGCGGCCGCCCUGGCGAUUUCGCCGGGCGGGGUAGGAGGUCGGAAACCUCCUCCUACUUCCUCCUCAAAUAGUACGAAAGUGCAGAUCAACAGCGGUGACGCCUUCAUGCUGGACGGCGAGCAGAUUUGGCGCCAGAUUUUAUGACACCCUCAGAAUGGAAAUCCUCAAAGUGGAAAUAAUUUGUGAUGCAUGAAAUGCGACACCAAAAAGACUGUAUUGCAGAGAACGCAAUGGAGGCCGACUAUUGUGCAUGUACAACGGGUUCAGAAUUGGGCUCCUGAUUAGCAUGAGAGGAGGGCACCCCUUCGCCUAACUAGCAUGACAGACACGUUUUGAGUGCCCGGGAAUUUUGUCAUGCGCCGACUAUAAAUGGUGCUCCAACUGGAGUCGUUUUUUUGCAUUACAAAUUUUUCCCACUUUGAGGAUUUCCAACCUGAGGCUUUCAUAGAUUUACCAGGACCUGUACGGCCGCCUGAUUCACUGGAACCACGGCCCGGUGGCGUUUCGGGUCUUCAACUUUCUGUAUGGAUCGCAAAAAUGUCUGGGUCUGGAAGAAACUGCAAGCUUGUCAUGCUCGUCUGGCAUGACUCUCAAAUCUGUGAUGCAUGACCAGGAAAAGUGCCUCUUGCCUGUCAUGCAAAAACGCAGCUUGUCAUGCGAAAAACGAAACACACAACAGCACAAAAAACUUGUCAUGCUGGGCUGCACAUUGCAGUGCGCCCACCAUUCGCAAAUUAGCAUCACACGUUUCCAGACCCAGACAUAUUUGCAAUGCAUAUUCUGAACGAAGACCCAAUCCGGUACCACGACGAACGGCGCAUCGAAGAGGUUAUCCUGUGUAAAAAUGCCCCCACCCCAGAGUUGUCAUGCUGAUUUCCAAUGACAGGAAUAUUUGUGAUGCGCAUAGUACCCAUGAUAGACAUUUCCAAUCGCGUUCUAAAAUUUGUAAUGCUGUACUAAACAGGAUGAGCAGAUGGAUUUGUGAUGCGACUGUCCACGCUAAUCUGCACUACAGUACGCGCUGAAGUCUGUCAUGUGUGACCCCCAAGACUUCUAGGUUUUUGGUGCAUCAUCCCCAUCUUGACUCUGGGGUGGGGACGUUUUUCCUCACGAUAGAGGUCUGCCUCUGUUCGCUGCCGAAAGUCCGACGCGCGCUGAACGACUUGUUUCGGAACGGGACGCUGCUAAUCCAAGAAAUCCCGAAGGGCGCGCACUCCGUCGCGGCCGGGCCUCCACCUACAGCGUUCGGAGCGCAGUCCGGCAGUUACGGGCGGGGGCUGUGGCUGUACGCGAUUGAUCGUAGUCGGGUGCGGCUGCAGAUGCAGAAACUGCUGUUGCUAACGAUACGGAACCUGAGCCAGCGGCUCGAGAGCGAGAAGCGGGGGCUGGUGCGGCUCAAUCAGGCCAACAACCACGGCCGGAACGUGCUGAACCCAGAGCAGCAGGCGCCGCUGCAGCAGAUCGGUGAUUUCUCGCUGGAUUUUGAAAACAACAAGGGCAUCGCAGACGAUGUGCUCUCGAGCAGGUUUCUGCUUUUGCACAACAUGUACAUGCUUUUUCGAGAACUCUGAGGACGAGGAAAAUAAAGAAAAGUUGUAAAAACGCCGUAUCACUCUAGAACUAGAUGAGAUGAAGAUUUUUACAACUACGCCUGAAGCUGCUGAACCUGAUCUUAUGAUAGUCUAUUUGUUUCCAACGCGACAUAACUUCUCUUCUUUGCAAAGCCGACUACAACUUCUCCCACGACAACAU
This is a messenger RNA of Amoebophrya sp. A120, 5181 nucleotides long. Lineage: Eukaryota; Dinophyceae; Syndiniales; Amoebophryaceae. The record is from the annotation of a GenBank genome assembly.